Helianthus annuus (common sunflower) is the source of this 851-nucleotide messenger RNA. RefSeq lists its product as uncharacterized. NCBI's taxonomy places the organism in Eukaryota, Viridiplantae, Streptophyta, Magnoliopsida, Asterales, Asteraceae. The record is from RefSeq and is a predicted model, not a curated record. The transcript has 6 exons. Bases 171 to 836 code for a protein of 221 amino acids.
UUUAACCCUAAAUAGAUCCCCCUCCCAAAAUUCAUCCCCAGAUCACAUCUCGUACUGAUACCACAUGUGAACAACUAACUGGGUUAUCCUCUUCAAUCUUAAAGAAACCCUAGAGAAACUGCUCGAUCAAGAAACCAUUCUUCCUCUUUAAUUAUGCUCGAUUAAGCAUCAUGGAAGUUGAAGAAGAAAGCGAUUUCUCGGAUAGGGAUUUGACAGGUGAAUCUGAAAGCGAUUUCUCCGAUAUGGAUUUGACAGCACACAAAACAAAAACACCGAAGAGGGGGUUGACCUGGUUACCAAAAAUGCGAACAACAUUUACAAACUCGGGUGGAAAAAAACACAAAGUUACAUUUGAUGAAUUGGAGAAGUUUUCUGGGGAAUAUAGAUCAGAAUUUUCAAGUUUUUUGGGAGACCUAGUAAGAGAACAUGUGGGAUUUAGGUUUUUAGCAUGGAAAACAGUGCCAACAGAAGUAAAGGAUAAAUUGUGGGAGGAAAUAACGCGUUUUUAUGACAUUGAUGCAUGUCGUAGGCAUUUUGUAAUGACUCGGCUUGGUAACCUGUUUCGAAAAUUUAGAAGAAAAGUGUAUGCGGGAUACAUAGUACCUAACUUAGGUAAACCAAAGAAACUUGCACGAAUUCCUAAGAGGUAUCGUUCAAUGGUGGAGCAAACAGACUGGGACAAGUUUGUAACAUAUACACAAUCAGACGAGUUUAAGGAUGUGUCAAAUAAGAGAAAAACAGCACGAUCAAAAUACGUUUAUGAUCAUCACUUGGGACGAGGAGGGUAUGCUUAUCUAAAAGACAAACUGUUGAUGAGACCCCCUCUCGUGCUUUAAUGUGGAGGAAAGCAA